AUGGCUGCUUCUUCUCUUAAAUCUGCAGCUGGUUUUCUGCAACUGAAGAAGCCUCAAAAUCCAUUGCUUCUGCGCUCUCCAUCUCAAGCAUCCACUCUUUCACUCAAGAAAUUUACCCCAAUGGCUGCUCUCACCACCACCCCAGCCGUCGGUCUCUCCCAAACCUUCACGAAGUUGAAGGAGCAAGGCAAGGUUGCAUUGAUCCCUUACAUCACUGCUGGUGAUCCCGAUCUAUCAAUCACAGCAGAAGCAUUGAAGGUACUUGAUUCUUGUGGUUCGGACAUAAUCGAAUUAGGUGUGCCAUAUUCUGAUCCAUUAGCAGAUGGUCCAGUUAUACAGGCUGCAACCACCCGUUCCUUGUCAAAGGGGACCAAUCUGAAUUCAAUUGUUUCAAUGUUGAAGGAGGUGAUUCCACAAUUGUCUUGCCCAAUUGCUCUCUUUACGUACUAUAACCCAAUAUUGAAGCGUGGAAUUGGAGAAUUCAUGUCCACCAUUAGAGACGUUGGUGUACAUGGGCUUGUGGUUCCAGAUGUUCCAUUGGAAGAGACGGAAAUUUUGAGAAAGGAAGCUGUGAAACAUAAUAUUGAAUUGGUAUUACUAACUACGCCCACUACGCCAAUUGAUCGGAUGAGGGCCAUUGCUGAAGCUUCAGAAGGAUUUUUGUACCUGGUGAGCUCGAUCGGAGUUACCGGUGCCCGUGCAUCUGUGAAUGAACGAGUUCCUGCUCUUUUGAAGGAAAUUAAAGAGGCAACGUCAAAGCCUGUAGCAGUUGGUUUUGGCAUCUCAAAGCCCGAACAGGCGAAACAGGUAGCAGGAUGGGGAGCUGAUGGUGUCAUUGUUGGCAGUGCAAUCGUGAAGCUGUUGGGUGAAGCCAAAACUCCUGAGGAAGGGUUGAAGGAACUAGCAAUUUUCACCCAAUCUCUAAAACUCCUCUGA
This is a messenger RNA of Prunus armeniaca (apricot), 936 nucleotides long. NCBI's taxonomy places the organism in Eukaryota, Viridiplantae, Streptophyta, Magnoliopsida, Rosales, Rosaceae. The record is from the annotation of a GenBank genome assembly.